Molecule: messenger RNA, 4497 nt
Organism: Plasmodium malariae
Lineage: Eukaryota; Apicomplexa; Aconoidasida; Haemosporida; Plasmodiidae
Gene: MB2
Product: sporozoite surface antigen MB2, putative
Exons: 1
Coding region: 1-4497 (1498 amino acids)
Molecular function (GO): nucleic acid binding; GTP binding; GTPase activity
Source: RefSeq, a predicted model, not a curated record
AUGUUUUUGUAUAUGCCUUCCAUAUUAUUAUUGAUAUAUGUUACAAUAAUAGCACAAAUAAAUUUAAUAUGCUCUUAUAAAUUAAAACAAAGCAAGUCGAAUAUUCUUUUUUUAAAAAAUUAUGGACAAACAGAACAAGAUGGAAACAUCUUCCAGGACAAGAACUUCCGAAGGAUUAUUCUGUUAAGAAGAUGUAACAGUAACUUGAACUAUGCAAAUGGAAUGACAAAAGAAGCUACAGGUUUAUACAAAUUAUGUCAUUUAAAACAGAAUUUGAAACAUACUUUUAUUUCCGAUGUUUCAACACAAGGGGAAUUCUGUUGGAAAGCGGUAAACCAGGAAAAAAAAAAAGAAAAGAAAAAGAACGAAAAAAAUGAAAAAAGAAUACCAUUAUUUCUUUAUCCUUUUAACUUCUUCCAAAAGGGAGAUAACAUUCUAAAGAGACGGUGUACUUACAUAAGGAGUAACAAAAUAUUCGCACGUCAACAUAGAGAAUCUGUAAUAAAAUGUUUAGAAGACUUUAGGAAAGAACAUAAGUCAGGAGGCAAAGCUAUUAGCGAACAUGAACAUAACCAACAAAAUACAAAAGAUGAAUAUGUCGAAGUAUUACACAGUUGUGAAUCAAUCAAGGAGAGAAAUAACAUAAAAAUACAGGAUUAUGAAGGAUUAAACAAAUGGAAACAUAGAAAGAAUUAUAGUUUUAAGAAGGUUAUUGCAGAGGGGAACAAGCAAUAUUUGAAUGCAUCGGACCACUUGAAAGAUCAAAUACAGGUUCAUGAUGGUAAUGUAUAUACGCCCAUACCGAACAUAUCGAAAAUGCUGGAUAUGUCGCAAACACCGCGCACAGGAAGUAGCAGUGAGGGAAGCAACAAGAAAAAAAAAAGUGAAGAGGAUCCCACCCUUGAUGGAAGUGGCAUAAGAGGGGAUAGGGGUAAUAUCAAUUAUAAGGACAGCUUCUCUAGUGGCAAUAUCAAUAACAUGCAUAAUGAUGACAACGUAAAAGACAAAUAUUCUGGUACAAAUACAACUAAUAGAAGCAAAUACACAGCAAGGAAAAUUCCUUCAAACUUUGAUGGAUAUGGUAAUGGUAGUUCUUUAAACGAAAAAAAUAUUGGGAAAACGUUUGAAGGACGUGUACAUUCCGUUAGUAGAAAUGUUAUAUGUGUUCAGAUAGCAAAUAUUAAUGCAUAUGGUUUAUUAUUUAUCAACAAAGCAAAUCUAGGUAAUGACGUAGAUGAUAUGAAUAGCUAUUUUAAGCUAAACCAAAAAGUCUUUGUUAAAAUUUUAGGUAUAAAUUUUAAAAAAUAUAUGUAUUAUCUAGCCAAUGUAAUAAAAUUUAAUGAAGAUAUUAAGUUGGCAAAAUGGGACUGCUCCAAGGGAAUGAUUACAAAAAUAUGUGAAGCAUACUGUUUUGUUAAGGUUCUUAAAAAUGGAAGUACAGGUUACUUGCACAAGUCAAAGUUAUUCUUACAAAGAAAAGAUAGUAAAGGCGAUUAUGGAAACAUUAGUUUGGAAUGCACUUCUAACAAUGUGGAGUUGAGAAAAAACUGUGCACAUAAUGAGUGGGAAGAGCGACAUAUAGCUCCUUUUAUAGACUUCACAAAGAUAUUCAAAAUAUGGGACAUAAUAGAUGUACAGAUUUUAGGAGAAUCAGAUGGUGCUUAUAAAUCUAAUUAUGUUUUAUCGAUUCCUGUAGAAUCAAAUACAUUUGAAAAGGUAGUGAAUUAUAUAAAAACAUUAGACAAGGACAAACCGAAGGUUACUAGUUCCUUUGGUACAAGUAGUAUAGAUGGUAGUGACAUAUAUACGGUAGAUGAGUAUACAAAUAGCCAGAGCUUAUUUAGUUCUAAUCGAAAUCCCAUUUAUGGCGAUAGUAAAGAAAAGAACAAUGCUAACAUUAACGGUGUUAGUAGGCACAUCGCAGAUAGGUACAUUACUAACCAUACUAAUAUUAGGGUAAGUUACAAAAAAGAGAAUAAGAGGGCAAAUAACAGCCAGUACAAUUACCCAAAAAAAAGCAAAGAAUCGUCCUCUUAUUGUAAUAAUGUAUUAAACAAAAUUACAAAACCGUGUGAUCUUACCGAAAAUAUAAAACUCUCCAUGUUUUCCAAAAUUACGAAAAUUUCAACAUCUUCACUCAAGCGAUUUUUUAUAAUAAAUGAAAGCAGAGAACUCAAUCCCAGUUAUGUACUAAAUUAUGAACAAAUAAAAAAAGCUUGUGAACAUUUUAAUAUUAAUUAUAAUAUAAUUCCUCAGACGACUUCUACUGAACUAAGUGUUCGUAAUUGUUCUAACAUAAACACGGAUGAGGUUAACGCAACGUGUGUUGAUAAGCUGGAGCAAGAAGUGAAUCACAAAGUACUCAUUUCCCAAGGGGAAGUGGACAGGAAUAUUCAUAAGCAAGGUAAAGAAACCAAUGACGGAGAGGUGGAAGUCGUGAGGGAGCGAAAUACACCCUUUGUUGAGGAACAGAUACAUGAAAAUGGCACGGGUGAGGUAGAAGCUUCACUUGUAGGAGAAGCAGCAACGAAGGCAAAAAAAAAAAAAAAAGGAAAAACAGCGAACCUCCUACCGGUCAGCGGGGGUAAUUGGAAGGCAGAGAUGGAGAAGCAGAAUUUGGAAGGAACAAAACGAAAUAUAGUAAUUACAUUUAUUGGACACAUUAACCAUGGGAAAACGUCUUUAUUUGAUUACAUAUGUAAAACAAAUGAAAGAAACAAAGAAUUUGGUUUAAUAACGCAGAACAUAAGAGCAUUUAAAGCUAAGGUAAAAGAAGGGUACAGCUUUACUCUUAUUGAUACUCCAGGUCAUGAAGCAUUUAUGUCUAUUCGAAGUAGAGGUGUUAAGGUAUCAGAUUUAAGCGUUUUAGUUAUAUCAGGUGAAGAGGGUAUACAAGAACAAACGGUUGAGUGCAUAAAAUUAAUAAAAGAAUAUAAUAUAAAAAUUAUUAUUGCAAUUACAAAAGUGGACUUAGCAAAUGCAUCAGUGGAAAGAAUUGUGAACGAUUUGAUGUAUUACGAUAUAUAUACAGAACUGAAUGGAGGAGAAAUUCAACUAAUUCAAUGUUCCAUAUAUAAUGACGAAUCUAUAAAUAAAUUAUUGGAUUCUAUUUAUUUAGAAUCUGAAUUUAUGGACUUAGAUGUGAACAAUAAGGAACAAACAGAGGGAAUCAUUUUAGAUUCAUAUAUGGAUAAAAAUGGUAUAGUGUCUAUUAACUUAUUACAAAAAGGCAUAUUGAAAAUAAAUGAUUACUUUUAUACUGGGUCCUCAUAUGGUAAGGUUAAAAUAUUAAAAGAUCAUUUAAAUAAAAAUAUUAAAUAUGCAUAUCCCUCUGAUCCAAUUAAGGUAAUGGGGUAUAAGAAAAAUUCUAUUCCAGUAGCAGGGGACAAGUUCUAUGUAGUAAAAAAUGAAUCCAUAGCUCAAUCCAUUGCAGAGCAUAAUAAAAACGAAAUAUUAACCUCAUAUAUGUACAAUUCGAAUGAUGAAACAACGGACGUCUUUGACAAGUACAAAAAAUUUAUUAUUUCGAACGAAAAUGAACAGGAAAAAAAUGCCAACACGUUUGUAGAUGGUGAUGAUGAGGAGGAGGACGACGACGAUGAUGAGGUGGACGAUGAAGAACCGAACACUACAUCGAGCAAGAGAGAUUCUACAAAUCGUGAAGGAGGAAGGAGAACCAAAAAUGUAGACAGGCCUUCGGACAUACAUGGGGUAAACGACACAAAUGAGGACAAGGAAAUCUCAUCGACGGAAAGGAGUACCAUGAACAAACAGACGAGGGGAAUAACUCCAUCGUUGUCUAACUCAGCGGAUGGUCCACAUUCUGAUUGUACGAACGAAACAGAGGAUAAUUCAGACAAUAUAGAUGAAAAAGGUUUGAAGACAAUUUACGUAAAAUAUUUUAUUAAAUGUGAUAAACAAGGAACUAUUGAUGUUUUAAAAAAUUCUCUUACCAAAUUAGAAAGAGAAGAUACCAUUUUUAAGGUAAAGAAUAAAGUUAUAUAUGCAAAUAUUGGAGAUAUUACAUCAAGCGAUAUUGUGUAUGCUUUAAGUUUUAAUGCUGUUAUCAUAGGCUUUAAUGUAAAACUUGAAAAAAAUUUUAAAAAAAAUUCCAAAAAUGCAAAAAAUUCGAAUUACCGCAUUAUUUUUUCAAACGUUCUUUACGAAUUAGUUGAAAAAGUAAAAGAAGAAAUGGGAAACAAAUUAAGUACAAAGCCGAGUGGACAAUUUAAAGGACGAGCUAAAAUUUUAAAAGUUUUUAAUAUAUCAAAAUUAGGUAAAGUGGCUGGUUGUAUUGUCACAUGUGGUACUAUUAGCAAUAACAGUAAUGUGAGAAUACUCAGAGGUGACAAGGUUAUAUAUGUUGGUAAAAUCGUUUCUCUUAAAAUUGUUAAAGAGGAAAAAACUCAAGUUACAGAAGGGGAGGAAUGCGGAAUGGGCUUUAACAACUUUGUGGACUUUGAUCCUUACGAUGUGAUUGAAUCCUACGAAGAGUAA